Molecule: messenger RNA, 3518 nt
Organism: Glossina fuscipes
Lineage: Eukaryota; Metazoa; Arthropoda; Insecta; Diptera; Glossinidae
Gene: lace
Product: serine palmitoyltransferase 2
Exons: 4
Coding region: 174-1955 (593 amino acids)
Biological process (GO): ceramide biosynthetic process; sphingosine biosynthetic process
Cellular component (GO): serine palmitoyltransferase complex
Molecular function (GO): serine C-palmitoyltransferase activity; pyridoxal phosphate binding
Source: RefSeq, a predicted model, not a curated record
GGUGUUGUUGUCGUCACUUCAGUACAUAUUCUAACGGUUAAAAAGAACGGACGACUUUUUUUUUGUUUUUUUUUUUUUAUAUGCUGCAAUUUGAAAAAGAACUUUCUUGUGUGGAUUUAUGCUUAGGAUUAUUUUAGAAAUAAUCGCCGUGCAUAUGUUAUAAAAAAAAAAGCAUGGGAAAUCUUGACGAUAGCGGUAUAACAUCAACGCCAGACUGCUCCAGUAAUUUUGGCAACACAGCCGAAGUAAUAGAACAAAACAGAUAUGAUUUGGAACAGCAUCAAAAAAAAUUUGCUGCACCGGCUUAUACAGAGAUACGUACACGAAAAAAUGGUCUCAAGGCUAACAUAAUGGCCAUGAAUAGCAACAGCUUCAAGAACACUUCCAAAAACCUUCACGUCAGUAACGGGAUUACGACGAGCCAUGAAUAUGAUUCACCGGGUAGGUUAUCCGUUGCCGAUGGUAAGCUGUCCCCUGCCGAGGAGCAUUUUCAGAAAACUUCUUUCGAGGAGGUUCCCCUACAUACCGCCUGCCUUACUUACUUAGGCUUUUAUUUGCUCAUGAUUCUGGGUUAUAUCAAUCAAUUGCUCUUUGUGCCUAAAGUUGCUAAAGAGAAAUAUCGCGAUGGUUAUGUGGCUUUGUAUGAUGCUUUCGAAAGUUUUUAUUCUCGCUAUGUAUAUCGGCGGGUGAGGGAUUGUUGGAAUCGUCCAAUAUCCAGCGUACCAGGGGCAGAGUUGACAUUGAAGGAUCGUGUUACCCAUGAUUACGGCUGGAGUUUCGAAUUUACAGGCACUGAAACGCGUUGUCUGAACUUAGGUUCUUACAACUAUUUGGGUUUUGCUGCGGCUACAGGACCUUGCGCAGACGCUGCUGAAAAAAAUUGUCACGAUAUGGGUUUAGCUCUAUGUAGUUCGCGUACUGAGUUGGGUACUACAACGUUGCAUAAAGAUUUGGAGGAAUUGACAGCACGUUAUUUAGGUGUAGAAGAUGCGAUAGUUUUUGGCAUGGGCUUUGCCACUAACUCCUUAAACUUACCCUCACUGCUGUCACCGGGAUGUUUGGUAUUAAGCGAUGAGAAAAAUCAUGCUUCAAUUAUAUUGGGAUUACGCUUAUCGGGGGCUACCACUAAAGUAUUCAAACAUAAUAACAUGAAAGAUUUGGAACGUGUGUUGCGUUCCAAUAUAGUUAACGGUAAUCCUAAAAUGGGCGGAAAACCGUGGAAAAAGAUACUGAUUAUAGUAGAAGGCGUUUUCAGUAUGGAAGGUUCGAUUGUACGUUUACCCGAAAUAAUAGCCUUGAAAAAGAAAUACAAGGCUUAUUUGUACUUGGAUGAGGCUCAUAGUAUUGGGGCUAUGGGCCCUAAUGGUCGUGGUGCUACCGAUUAUUUCAAGGCAAAUGCCAAAGAUGUUGACAUACUUAUGGGUACUUUUACCAAAAGUUUUGGUAGUGCCGGGGGCUAUAUAGCCGGUACAAAAAAACUUAUUGAUUUCUUACGCACAAAUAGUCACGCACAUUGUUAUGCGGCUACUAUGUCGCCGCCUGUGGCGCAACAGAUUUUUACUUCUAUGCGUAUUAUUAUGGGUUUGGAUGGCAGUGAUACGGGUAGACGAAAAAUUCGGCAACUGGCUCGUAAUACGCGAUAUUUCCGUAAACGUUUAGCACAAAUGGGAGUAAUAACAUACGGCCAUGAAGACUCCCCGGUGGUACCUAUGCUAGUAUAUCUUUUCUCUAAAAUUGGAGCUGUUGUGCGCACAUUAACCACACGCCAUAUAGCUGUUGUAGGUGUUGGUUUUCCGGCUACACCGAUUAUGGAAGGACGUAUACGCUAUUGUUUAUCGGCGGCUCAUACCAAAGAACAAUUAGAUUACGCUUUAAGUGUAAUCGAUGAAAUUAGCGAUAAUUUGGGUUUAAAGUAUUCACGUAAACCGCUUGAUCCCAAUCCCAUUGAGUACUGAUUUUAAUCAAAAAAAAUAAUAGUUAGUUUUUUUUUUUUUUGAAAAAGUGCGCCGGAGACUCUUACCCCCACUCCCACGCUCUAUCUCUCCGUUUCUCUUAAUAGGUUACACACAAAGGUAGAAAAAUUGUUCAAAUUUAAGCAUAAAGUCAUUAUCGAUAAAAGUAAAAAUUAAAAAUUCUAAAUAUAUAACUUAUUAUAAAAUUUAAGAAAUUAAUUAUUAAAAAGCUAACAAGAAUGCCUUUAUUUAGUUUUUAAGUCCAUACAAAGCCCAUAUUAAAUAGUAAAUUAUUUCAUAAUUAGGCCUAAAAAUUAUCGCUUAAUCAUUAAUCUUUUUACCUAAAAAUCAAAAGGUUUUAAGAUCAGUUUAUCGGUAAUUUUUUAUAAACAAUACUUUAAUUGUUCAUCAUUGCAGCAUUUAUUUAAAAAGAAAAAAAAAAAAACUACAAACAAAAACAAACUGUAAUUGUUACUUUUUCGAAACUUUUCCUUAAUAAUAUACAAUAAGAUAAAAAUCGUAACUACAGUCAAUCAAGUCUUCUAAUCGAUUGUUUUUUUGUUUAACAAAACUACCAUCAAAAAUUUUGCUUUUGGGUUUUCAGUAUUUUGAUGAAAAAUAAAAAAAAAAGAUUGAAUAUUUACAAAGCAAUCAUUUUUAUAUCUAUGCCACAGAAGGACGGGUUAAUACAAUUAUCAUAAGGAAAGAUUUUGAAGCGUGUAAAAGGGCAUGUUCACGAUUUGUCAUUUCCUUCAUAGAAUUUUCUUUUAAGAAGUGAGAGCCAUUUCUUUUGGUACGGUCGUAACCACAAGCAACAAAAUCUUUUUUUACACGGUAUUUUUUUUAGUUGAUUUUGAAAUAACACUGUUUACCAAUAAGAAUUACACUUCUUUACAGAAAUUUCUUGUUCUAGCACGUAUCCCCAGAAAAAGUUUGUUUUCAUUCUAAUUUUGAUUUUGUUAGUAGCUUGGUCUACUACGGGGAAUACCUACAUUUUAUGAUUAUCUCAUAUCUUGAACUCAGAAUUUUGCUAUUCACUAAUUAUUUUUUGUUAGAAGUUGAAAUUCGUGGGAUAUAAUAUGAUGUUCAUUUUUUGAUGGUCCAGUCCAAAAAAAUAUAUGUACGCUUGUUAUCAAGUUACGAUGAACAGUUGCGAAAUUCACUUUUAUUUCUCAUUUCAAUUCAAAUGUUUACAUGUCGUACUUAUCGACUGAACUUUCAGCGUGUACUUCUAAUAUGGAUUAAUGCUUUUUUUGCACGAUUUUUGGAAAAAUAUUUAAAGUUUUCUAAUCUCGCACGAUUUUUUAAAGUUGCAGAAUAUAUUUCCGAUUUUACUAUAUGGGUUUGUGUGCACGAUUUUUUUGCUUGCGAACUUCCGUGUAAAAAGAGACUUGGGUAUAUAUUAUAGAUUUUAAAUUCUUUCACUCCUCUCAAAAUCCAAUAGUUCGUAAAAAUGUCAAGUUCCUAAAAAGGAUCCUUAAUUAAUAAUUUUUAUCGUUCUCUGGUACAGCUUCAGUUCAGUCAAAACAUAAUUGAAAUUUUGACACUUCUAUCAAAAGAUCCAUU